Erpetoichthys calabaricus (reedfish) is the source of this 1105-nucleotide messenger RNA. RefSeq names its product potassium voltage-gated channel subfamily KQT member 1-like. Gene Ontology annotation, cellular component: membrane. The record is from RefSeq and is a predicted model, not a curated record. Gene Ontology annotation, biological process: transmembrane transport; potassium ion transport. Lineage: Eukaryota; Metazoa; Chordata; Cladistia; Polypteriformes; Polypteridae. Bases 3 to 839 code for a protein of 278 amino acids. Gene Ontology annotation, molecular function: voltage-gated potassium channel activity. The transcript has 5 exons.
CAAUGUCUCAUAUCAGUAAUGAUGAUGGUGAUUACCCCUUGUUUAAUAUGUGCAACACUGGAAGUGAUGAUCAGGAUCAGAAAACCUGUAAAUUUAAAACAGCCAGAUCGAAUGGGCGUUCAAAGUCACUGUCAAGCACUGAGACUCAGCGGGACAUAAAUAACAGAAUGCAGCAUUCUCCAGUUUCAUUGGAACAGGACUCAGUGGUGAAUAAUGGAUCAGGCAUUCCUUGUAAUUCUACAGAGGAUACAAAGGACCCAGCCUUCCAGAUCAUCAAACAACCUUUGUUGGGAAGUGAGGUCCACAAGAUAGCUUCUCCAAAACACCAUCAACACCCAUACCUUACCAAAACUAGCAUGCAGGGGGAUGUUUACAACUUUCUAGAGAGACCGAGUGGACUUAAAUGUUUCCUCUAUCAUUUCACUGUGUUCUUAAUGGUACUCAUCUGCCUUAUUUUUAGUGUGUUGUCCACAAUAGAACAAUAUGCUGAAUUUGCAAGUGGUACCCUCUUCUGGAUGGAAAUUGUUCUUGUAGUGUUUUUUGGUUCUGAAUAUGUGGUCCGCCUCUGGUCUGCAGGAUGCAGAAGUAAAUACAUAGGAUUCAAAGGAAGACUUCGAUUUGCAAGAAAGCCUAUUUCAAUCAUUGAUUUGAUUGUAGUAAUCGCCUCUGUGAUUGUACUGAGCGUUGGGUCUAAUGGACAAGUAUUCGCCACUUCAGCAAUAAGGGGUAUUCGCUUUCUACAAAUUCUUCGCAUGCUUCAUGUGGACCGACAGGGAGGAACUUGGAGGCUAUUGGGAUCUGUUGUUUUCAUUCAUAGACAGGUUAUCCUGUUUGCCUAAAAUAAACUUUUCUGUUUGAUGCAAUGAUUUAUUUAUGAUUAUUUAUGACUACUUCAAAAAAUGUCUAGUGUGAAAUCAUAAAAAUGAACAAAAAUUGGACUUUGUUACAUUAAUGCAACUUGUAGAGAAAGAACUUUGUUAUGCUACAUGAAGCAAUAAUUUAGAUUUAUGACUUUUCUCAGAGGCAGAGGUUUUAUACUCAGUCACUCUUCAUUUUUCUGUCAGGUGAGAGUCAUUGUGGCAAUGCAUUGAGUUAGACAAACCAG